Messenger RNA from Suillus plorans, 1485 nucleotides. RefSeq lists its product as uncharacterized. Lineage: Eukaryota; Fungi; Basidiomycota; Agaricomycetes; Boletales; Suillaceae. The record is from RefSeq and is a predicted model, not a curated record. Bases 1 to 1485 code for a protein of 494 amino acids. The transcript has 11 exons.
AUGUCCGCACCUCUUAAUUCUCGUGAGCCCCGGAAUGCGAAGAAAAAGGCUAUGGAAAACGCAGGUAAAGUGCCGCGCACAAAAACAGAUCCACCUGCGCCAAACUCCACGACCAAAACCAAGGUUCACAGUGACAGCUCAGCGAAGAAUUUAUCUUCUAAACUGAAGCGUCAGCGUACCUUUGUAGACGACCCAGAGGAGGUCAGUGGUGAUGAAUCUGAUGGCAGCCAUGCGGACUUGCAACCUGUAAAGCCUCGAGCAUUAUUCGAGUCUGACUCUGACUCUGAUCACCCCAAGGAGGACAUCGCGAAUGGUAAUGAUUCUGAUGCCGACCGUGAGGAGAGUGAGGGCGAGGAAGCUGAGGCCACUGCCAUGAUGCUUUCAGACGAGGUCCCUUCGCUCGUCAGCAACAAGUCAAAGCAAGUUGUUCAAUCUCGUGGCAAAUCCCAGUCCGCCCGCGAAGCAAAACAAGCUGCAGAGAUUCCAGCCUGGCGCGAUUUUGACAAUGCUGUUUCAGAGUCCGUCGAUGAAACUACUACUGCAUGUGGCGAAUCCUCCGAAGCUUACUCCAGCGACGUUGAACGUGCCCAGAAACUCAACUCUGGACGGACUCGAUCGGCUCAAAGCAUUGCUUCUCUCAUUCGAACGGAGAAAGGACAUAUCAAAUUACUUGAUCAAAACAACGAGACUCAGCAAGUAGUGCGGGAUGCGAUUAUCGAUGCCAAAGGCUACAUUAUCUUUGUUGAUGCUUAUCCUGAGCUUGUCGACAAAAACCAAGUCUCACUGCAGUCUUUGCUAACAGUGGCCAGGAACCGUGGCAUCCACGCCAUUAAAGAACGUCUUCAAACUGAUGCGAUGUAUGCUGCGCACCUCGCCAGUUUGGUGGAGCCACGCAUUCCAUUGUUGCGCCGUGACCUGAAAGUGGCCGCAUGUACGAACAUCGAUAGCUACUUUCGUCUUGGCAACAACUUGGUCAAGGUGAAGAAACUUAUGGAGCAGCAUGCAUAUAUAUAUGCCUUGAGGUUUGAUUCGAACAACAACGCUUCACCCAUAGGGAAAAAACCCUACCAGGGUGACCUGCUGAUCUUUCUCAUAUACCAGGAAGUCUUCAGCGGUGCGAAGUCUAUCGGCAUCAGGUUUUCCGAGCGCUUUGUCGAACUGGCAAACAAUAAGGGCAAUCGCCCUGAAAUACCCAUUCCAUUACUGGCACUCGUGGCAACCGCGGUCUAUGCGGCCCUUUUCUGGAAGACACUCGGUUCUCCAACAAAGUUCAGCUUUACAGGGAAUCAAUUCAGCGAGACAUAUGUGUUUCACACCAAGUUCCUCGAGGACUUGAAGAGGGACGCACCAGGAAAGUUUCACUGCAUGAUGGCUGAUAUCUACGAAGCUGUGCAGACCUUGAGACAGAACGGGAAUGAACAUAUCGCCAAUGAGCAUCAAGCUGCGCUAGGGCUGCUUGACCUGGAUGGCAUGGCAGAGGAUUAG